AUGGACCUCUUGCCUGAUCUGUGGAAGCAUGAGUACUGGCUGCCUCCUGGGAUCACCUGGAAAGACAUGGAGCAGAUGGAGGAGUAUCCGCGUCCCCGUGACCUGCUGUUUGCCUUGCCUCUGGCUCUGGGGUUCAUUGCCCUCCGCUAUGUAUUUGACACGUAACUUUUUUAAGAACUACUGUAUGGACUCCAUCUUGGAUACCUUCCGUGUUGGUUUGCAACAAUACUUUGGCUGUGGUCUCAUGUGGCUCAGUUGGUAGAGCGUGUCACUUGUAAUGCCAGGGUUGUGGGUUCAAUUGAAAUAUGAAAAUAUAUGUACUCACUACUCUGGAUAAAUUGAUAUUUAAAAAAUGUAAUCAACAAAGGAAUGUGUGUCUGAAAUAUGAGUCAGUGACUUCUAAAAAGGGGAAGAUUGGGUCAAACUUUAUUUGGAAAGUCCUGAUAGUCCAUCUGUAGAUACUCUAGAGAUGGUUAUACCAUCAACAAACUAUCUGUUGAUAAGCAACUGCUUGCUAAGUUUACGGUUAGGUUUAGGGUUAGCGUUAGGUUUAGAAUAAGGAUUAGGUUAAGGUUAGGGUUAGGGUUAAGUUAAGGGUUAGGAUAAGGAUUAAGGUUAGGGCUAGGGUUAGUACAUAGUUAGUUGAAAUGUUACUGAGCAUCUACAGAUGCACUAUCCAAAUAAAAUGUUACCAAUUCAACUCACACAGAGGAGCAAUCUGAUUGUACACUGCAAAACUGCACCCUUUCAUUGACAUCAAGAUUACUCUAAUUUUGUUUACCCAGUGAAAAUGUUUGAGUAAUGGCAUACCGGUAUCUAGCAUUUUUAUAGUUGAAUAAUAGCAUGAUUUCUCCACAGUGUGACUGUUCCGCAUCACAGGUUUGAUUGAAUUCUUGAUGAAGUCUUGUCAUGCUCCAUCACCUCACAACAAAUAGUAGGAGUGAAAUUAGCUCCAUCCUCAUUGGAGGAUGCUGUUUUGUUGGUUGACCUGCACUGUACAGAUGUAGGAUCUUAAUUUGAACCAGUUUGCAACAGCGGGAAAUUAAUCUUGCAGCAACAGGAAAUGUUAAUUAUUAUAAUUAAUGGACAUUUUUGUAUUGGUUGAUACAUUUUUUGUAAGGGAAAAUCAAGUCUGAAAUGUGAAAGUGCUUUGAAAUUACAAACUUCAGAAGCCUCUUUAAACCUAAAAUACACUACAUGUUUUUUAAUUUCAUUGCAGGCAUGUUCUCCUGCAACAGGGUGAUCAAAUUAAGAUCCUACAUCUGUAUGCCUACAGGUGAUUUGGCAGGUAUUGUUAUUGGUAUCUCAGGUCAGUUGGGAAUAGUAGAGAGAACAGGUGUGAGCGGUUUGCUAAAUGAGAGAACAGUAGCAGGUAGAUUGGAGAGAAGAUGGGCUCUGUUGCUACAGCAGCUGUUUCCUACGGUAACCUGAGAAGCUUUCUCUGGCCUAAUAAAUGGCUUAGAGGUUAUUACAGCAACACAGACAUAAGCACAGAUUUUCUGUAUACAGACACAUGCUGUGCACACACACAUGCACACACAUGCACACACCGGUACACACAUACACACACACACAUCAUGUAUAGAUUAACAAAGAGCUAUAGAGAGUCACACAUAUUGUCAUAUUGUCAUUAGUAAUACUUCACCUCUUGUCGAGGAGAUCAAUAACUGUGUUUAUGUUUUCCUCACUGCCAGGGUUGUGGCUCCCCCCUUGGGCAGAUAUGUGGGGUUGCGGAACAGAUUACACAUGGCUGCCACUCCCUCCCCAAAGCUUGAGUCCUUCUACACCCAAAAAAAACGACAACCAUCUCAGGUUAGUGUCAGAGACAUCAAACUCUGAUAAUGAUAUAUGCCAGUCUUGAUCUCUCACCGUCAACAUAGCUGCUGGAAGUGUUUGCACUGUGGGAAUGGAACGGUGACGGGGACAUGCAUCCUGGUCUACGAGUUCCUAGAAAAUAUUGGUACAAGUGAUACCACUUAGAAUAAAGUUACUGUGUACCUACACUGGAAUAGCGCCCUCUACUGUAUGUAACAGAUUACAUAGGAAAACAAAUAGGUUUGGAACAUAUUGGACUAAUAUACAAUAACUUUUAGCGGGAGCUGUACACUGUAAAAUCCUGUUGUUUCUACAGUAACUUACUGUCAGUUUAACAGUACUUUGGUUUAACAGUACAUUACUGGAAUUUACAGUUACAUACUGUACUUUUUAUUUUAUUUUUUACAGUAACUUACAAGUAACUGUCUGCCAGUAAGUUACCAUAAAAACAACAGGAUUUUUUAAAACCGUGUAUUAUUACAUUUAUAGCUGUAAUAAUGUUCUCUCUAUAUCCCUUCAUAUUUAGAGUGAGAUCGUCAGUCUAAUGGCACAAUGUGACAAAACCCAGAGACAAAUUGAGACCUGGUUCCGUCACCGCAGAAAUCAAGACAGGCCUAGCCACACCAAGAGGUUCUGCGAGGCUUCGUAAGGUCUUUCAUUUAUCUUCAAUCACUUGUAUAACCACAUUUUAAAAAUUAUGUAUUUAUUUUAACCUUUGUUUAACCAGGCAAGUCAGUUAAAGAUGCACUAUGCAGAAAUCGCUCCACCAUUUCCUGGUUGCUAACAUUCUAAUAGUUCGCCUAACUUCAGUUUAUGUGACUAAACAAGCAAGUAUAGUGUAAUACUUGAAAUAUCUUUUCCAUUCCCCAAAAAUAUUGUAUUUUCAGCUGUUUGAAGCUGGUGUAGAAAACUGAAAGUAAAAGACGCAAAAAUGAAACAUAAGAACGGGAAACAUAGAAAAAGCGCACAUAGAACAGAUCUACCGCUUCUUAGACUUGCUUUCAAUGAGAAUGACAUAGCUAUAAUAUACAUUUCUAUGUGAAUUUGGUUGGGUCGCCCAAAAAGUUACAUAUUGCAGCUUUAAGAACAAAUUCUUAUUUAUUUACAAUGCCACCUUGGUCAUCGGGAAAAGUCCUGUGAAAUUCAAUGAUACUCAAUAAGUCAUUCCAUUUUCACAUGUUGCCAAUGCAGCUCCAGUUGUAAGACCUUAAAUUGUAACUCUAAAACCUGUCAUUUUGCAGUUGGAGGUUUUUCUUCUACCUCAUAGCAUUCCUAGCUGGACUCCGAACUUUGAUUGAUGUAAGUAUUAGUAUGAACCAGUAUUGAUAGUUUGGGACUAGUUUGGGACAGCUUUGAAGUGUAGGAAUAUGGACGCUAAAAUAACAAUGACUGAAUCCUCAGCUACUUGUCCAAAGUUAAGUGAUACUUUUGCAGGCAGGCUUACUGGUUUUUAAGUCAUAGAGCUCUAUUCAAUCCGUAGCGCUGAGAUUCCGCUUUAUAGCGCGAUUGACAAUUAAAGGCAAUGUUCCCGCGGUUGCGGAGACUGUAUUCACGGUAAACGCUGCAUAUGUCGGCUCAAUAGAAAAUUACCUUUACGUUUUAAUGCAGAUCUUCGGCGAUACUUUGGCAAUACGGAUUGAAUCCAGCCCUUACUUAUUGCUUAACUUUAGGUCACAUGUGAUUAAUUUGCAUGAUAAACUUGUUUAUUCCAUCUCCUUUCCCUACAGAGAUCCUGGUUUUGGGACCAGAGGGAAUGCUGGAGAGGAUAUCCACAACAGGUGAGCUCCUAUGUUCUGUUUUCCCUUCAAUCUACCUUUUAACUUACAGAGCACAAAUAUGUACUUUUCUGUACUGUUUUUGUCCCUCAGGUGUAUAGUGACUUGAUGGUAUAAUUUACUACAGUAUAGAAUUAAUCUCUAUUAGAUCAUACUGUAUCUCUGGCAAUCAAUAACCAGGCGUUAUUUUGUACAGAAUCAUGAUGGAACAAGACAUCAAUGACCAGGAAAAAACUCAUGGCCCUACCUAAGUACAGGAAAGGGAAAGGGAAAGCGGAUACCUAGUCAGUUACACAACUGAAUGCAUUCAACCGAAAUGUGUCUUCCGCAUUUAACCCAAUCCCUCUGAAUCAGAGAGGUGCAGGGGGCUGUGUUAAUCGACAUCCACGUCAUCGGCGCCCGGGGAACAGUUGUUGUUGAGGUAGUACAGUAUGGUUGAUUCUGGUUGGAAAUUCCCACUCAUUCAUUUCCACAUUCAUUUAGCGGUGGAUAAAGACAUUCCACUUUAACACUUAGCUCUCAUGGCUAUGAAUUGUACACUUUUGCUGUAGGAUCCCAAGUGUGCUUAUAAACCUACUACACUAUAUGUACAAAAGUAUGUGGACACCCCUUCAAAUUAGUGGAUUCGGCUAUUUCAGCCACACCCGUUGCUGACAGGUGUAUAAAAUCGAGCACACAGCCAUGCGCUCUCCAUAGACAAACAUUGGCAGUAGAAUGGCCUUACUGAACUGCUCAGUGACUUUCAACGUUGCACCGUCAUAAGAUGCCACCUUUCCAACAAGUCAAUUUGUCAAAUUUCUGCCCUGCUAGAGCUGCCCCGGUUAACUAUAAGUGCUCUUAUUGUGAAGUGGAAACGUCUAGGAGCAACAAUGGCUCAGCCGCGAAAUGGUAGGCCACACAAGCUCACAGAAUGGGACCGCAGAGUGCUGAAGCACGUAGCGCGUAAAAAUCGUCUGUCCUCGGUUGCAACACUCACUACCGAGUUCCAGACUGCCUCUGGAAGAAACAUCAGCACAAUAACUGUCUGUCGGGAGCUUCAUAAAAUGGGUUUCCAUGGCUGUGCAGCUGCACACAAGCCUAAGAUCACCAUGCGCAAUGCCAAGCGUCGGCUGAAGUGGUGUAAAGCUUGCCGCCAUUGGACUCUGGAGCAGUGGAAACGGGUUCUCUGGAGUGAUGAAUCAUGCUUCACCAUCUGGCAGUCCGACGGACGAAUCUGGGUUUGGCGGAUGCCAGGAGAACGCUACCUGCCCGAAUGCAUAGUGGCAACUGUAAAGUUUGGUGGAGGAGGAAUAAUGGUCUGGGGCUGUUUUUCAUGGUUUGGGCUAGGCCCCUUAGUUCCAGUGAAGGGAAAUUACAUUCUAGACGAUUCUGUGCUUCCAACUUUUUGGCAACAGUUUGGGGAAGGCCCUUUCCUGUUUCAGCAUAACAAUGCCCCUGUGCACAAAGCGAGGUCCAUACAGAAAUGGUUUGUUGAGAUCGGUGUGGAAGAACUUGACUGGCCUGCACAGGGCCUUGACCUCAACCCAAUCAAACACCUUUGGGAUUAAUUGGAACGCCGACUGCGAGCCAGGCCUAAUCGGCCAACAUCAGUGCCCGACCUCACUAAUGCUCUUGUGGCUGAAUGGAAGCAAGUCCCCGCAGCAAUGUUGUUCCAACAUCUAGUGGAAAGCCUUCCCAGAAGAGUAGAGGCUGUUAUAGAAGCAAAGGGGGGACCAACUCUAUAAUAAUACCCAUGAUUUUGGAAUGAGAUGAUCGACGAGCAGGUGUCCACAUAGUUUUGGUAAUGUAGUGUAUCUAGGACUAUACAGUGAUGUAGUGGUAAAAAAAAUAGGUAGGUAAGCGCUGAUCGGUGUUCGCGGUGAGUAAAGUAACACUCCCUAUACUUUCAAUGCAUUUUUCUGCUAAAAGUGGGUAAACCCUCACGCAAAGUAAAUAAGGUGUGGAAAUGGUAUUUGUGUGCGUUUACGUUCCACUACACUACUGGGCCUAUCCUUUCCUGUUAUGGUUGUGAAUCUUAUUUUUGCAUUUGAAAACGUAUAUUUUCCUUGAUAUUCAGCAUCGGUACAUAGCCAUUGGAUGUGGGUAUAUGUUAUAGCCAAUCAUAGUAAUCCAGUAGGCUAAUGUAGCAUAUGGGGAUGUGUGAAACUUACUCCUCAGCCUGAAGUGUCCCCACUUGUGUCGCGGAAUAGCUAGCUUUUCGUGUGGCACGACUGGUAAGACGCUUCGGUAGGGCGGUCACAUGUGCUAGCAAAGCAGAGGUCCUGGGUUUGAGCCUCGGUGUGAGCCGAAUCAGGAGGAAGCGAGCUAAGCAAGCAGCGCAACGUCCUUUACACUAACUCUGGGAAGAUCUCAACUGCAUACUUCUCGCGUCCUCUCUCCUCCUCAAAACCCAUUGUAGGAGAAGGUCAGAGGGGAGGGACCUCUGGCGUUCUCAUCCAAUGGGUUUUGAGAAGGAGACGAGGAGACAGGAGAGAGGAAACUAAGAAAAUGCAAUUGAGAUCUUCCCACUGUGCUUCCUUGUCCUCUGCAGCCCAUUGAGAGGGCCCACUUCUGGUACUACCAGCUGGAGUUGGGCUUCUACUUCUCUCUGCUUCUCUGUGUCACUGUGGACGUCAAGAGGAAAGUAAGUCCCUUCAUCUGCCUGCUAUUCACGUCCUGCCAGGACCAUGAUAACCUAACAUAGCAGGCGUAAAAGAAACACCUGAGCGGGCUUGGGAGAAACCAGAAGCAUCUGGUUUUCAGGCUUCACCUCUUCCUCUCUGUUGUUCCCCUGAAAACCGGAUUCUUCCGGUUUCUACAGACCCCGCCGAGGGUGGGACCAUGAUAACAAGCAGUCCCCAUUUAUAACACAUCACUUACUAAUAGAGAUCAGGGUACGACAAGGCAAGGAUCAGGGUAAGACAUUAUUUGCUCCCGCUCACAUUUUAUACAUGGUUAGCUCUACUUUAUUUGGGUCCCAGUUAAAAAUUGACUCAAAGACCUGUACGGUGAAUGAAUGCAUAAUCUACUUUAAAGCUCACAUGUCUUCCUCAGACAAAUGAAGGGUCAACAUGGUCUUUCAAUGAAUUAAUCCCUUGUCUGAAUAGUCAUUGAUAUCAUGUUGAACAAAUACAGCAAAGCAUUUGGAUGUACAUAAAGUCAUACUAUUGCCAUUGGCUAUUACAUUACUCGACUUUUAAACUGGUUUUGCUUCUCUUUCAUUUCUAGGAUUUCAAGGAGCAGGUGAUUCACCACAUUGCCACCAUCUUCCUGCUUGGUUUCUCCUACUGUUCCAACUAUGUACGGAUAGGCACUCUGGUGAUGCUGCUUCACGACUCCUCUGACUUCCUCCUAGAGGUAAGAGCUGGAUCACAGUCCAGCCAAUCUCCCCAUUAACGUCAGUAUGUAGCUAAAUCGUAAGAAAUUUGCAAAUCAUGCAUUUAAUUUGGGACUGGUGAACUGCACUGCACUUACAAGAGGUUAGCACUUGUCCGACACUGGUCUCACUUGCAAAUUGUAUUUUUGUCAUUGAGGGUCAAUGAGGAACAGAAUGGUCAAUUUAGCAUGGCAUGUCUUAUGACUCUAUUAGUCAUAGUCAGACAUUAGUGUGGGGUGACCUUGGUUUACCUGUAGUGCCAGGAAUGUGAACCAGUCUGUCGAUAAUCAUUAAUUACCAAUAGAGAGAGAAUACAAGAGACCAAAAGCUGUGUGUAAUGAAUUUUAUGCACAUUCAUACAUAAAAGCCUCGUCACCUAAUUCACCCAAUAGAAACAUAUUUCAAUGUUUGCAUUUGUUUACAUUAGGGAGCCAUCUUAGAAUAUCUCUUUGUUUUUACAGUCUGCCAAGAUGUUCAACUACGGCACGGGCUGGAGGAAGACCUGCGACACGUUGUUUGUCAUUUUUGCUGCUGUCUUCCUGGUGACUCGCCUGGUGGUGUUUCCCAGCAAGUAAGACCAUCUCAGUGGUAUCUCUUAGUUCUAAUAGUUUUUUCAUGACAUUAUAAUACAAUUAACAUCUUUAAAUGAUGUGCAAUUGUGAAUGUAUUAGUAUUGAUAUUUGAUAGAGAAUGCAACACUACUUAAACAUAUUAAUUGAUUACCUAAUUGUGUCAAGGCAACUAAAUCGGCCACUAAUCCAGAACAAUGUUUGGUUGAGCAACAAUGUAACAAACAAAAUGUCUUAGAAUAUGAUAAUUUACUAACUGGAAUGCUUUGAAUUGACUUCUAAUCAUUGCAUGAAUUGCUUCCUCUUCCCCUACCCCCCCUGCCUUGAUUUCUAGAAUAAUCCACACAACCCUUGUGCUGUCCAUGGAAGUAUUUGAACCCUUCACUGGCUACAAUUUUUUCAAUGUUCUUCUGAUGGUGCUACAAGCACUUCAUGUCUUCUGGGCUGUGUUAAUCCUACGGAUGGCCUACAAGUUUCUCUUCUUGGGCAAGGUGAGUAAAUGAGGUCACAAAAUGACCAGGACACAAAUAGCCUAACACGUGUUCCAUGAGUGUUCAUGAUGUGUAUCUGUUUGUGUCUUCAGCUGGAUAAAGAUGAACGCAGUGAUGAAGAGAGUGAGCCGGAAGAGGGGGAGGACGACAAGGGAGACGGGGAGGAGGAAGACGAAGAGGUGGAGUAUUUUGGGGAGAGAAGUAAAGAGGCCCUAAACCUCCAAACUGAAAAUUCUGACCAAUAG
This is a messenger RNA of Coregonus sp. 'balchen', 8250 nucleotides long. The record is from the annotation of a GenBank genome assembly. NCBI's taxonomy places the organism in Eukaryota, Metazoa, Chordata, Actinopteri, Salmoniformes, Salmonidae.